Molecule: messenger RNA, 363 nt
Organism: Caenorhabditis remanei
Lineage: Eukaryota; Metazoa; Nematoda; Chromadorea; Rhabditida; Rhabditidae
Exons: 2
Coding region: 1-363 (120 amino acids)
Source: RefSeq, a predicted model, not a curated record
AUGACUAUUUACACGGGACUUCCGACAAGUGAUGACAAGUCUAAUACUUCUCGACGGAGUGAUGUGACCGACGGCGGUUCCAAUGGUGUUGAAGGAAGGGUGUCUUCUUCUGGAGGUCCUGUUUCAUCCGACUCUGCUUUCGGCGCCUCCUUACUCCGCCGACGAAUCGUUCGUGUCGGUCCGAACGAUGAAUGCGAGAAGAACUUCUUCAAUUCUUCAACUGGCAAAUCUCGACUCUUCAAUGCCAUCGAAUUUCUCGCAAGAACCUCUCCUUCUCUUAGCGAUCGUUGCGCUACCGAUGACGAGGGAAGCGUAACCAUUGAUGACGCUCGCGUAAUUCGAGCUUUCGAGGCAGCUUGCUGA